AUGGGUUGGACACUCACCGUUCUUGGGGUGGCUUUAGCCAUUGCCGUCGUGGCUAGCGCCGCCCUAACAUUCUCCAGAAGAAGGUAAUUGUACAACAUCGUUUUAACAAACACCGUUCGUUGAUAGCUGACAUAUCGACUUGACGAUAAUAACUUUUUUAAUUCACGGAGAAAUUUUAUCGUUGCCGGUCUUAAGCUUAUAGAUGUACGUUAUUUCUACAAAAGAUUAUUAAAUAUAAUUAUUGCAUUAACUGACUAAGCAUAAUAUAAUUCAUUAAAGUUCUAGUAUCAUAGAAAAACAAUACUAUGAAUAAAUGUUUAUAGAUGUACGUUAUUUCUACAAAAGAUUAUUAAAUAUAAUUGUUGCAUUAACUGACUAAGCAUAAUAUAAUUCAUUAAAGUUCUAGUAUCAUAGAAAAACAAUACUAUGAAUAAAAUGCUUAUCUCCUUGAAAAAGUCAUCGUUUCUCUUGAAGUCCUAAAGUUUUCUAAAAUUUUGAGCAACAGCGUAUACCAUUUCUAAUAACCAAACUGCGAAUAUUAAUUUUUCAUAUUUGCGAAUGUAAAUUUAUAUCUUCUGGGAAUUCAUAUUGGAAUGUAAUUAACUGAAUUUUUGCUGACGAACUAUUAAUUCAAUUUCAAUUAUUUAUAAAUAUAUGUUUGUUCAGAUAGAUGAAAUUCAUUUUAUCAUUCAAUAAUGUCCGAAUGAUAAAAGGUUUUUCUAAAAAUUUUAAAAAGAUACAGUGUUGUUUGUAAUAAGAGGCGUUGAUUGAUGAUCAAGUAGAUUUAGAAUUGAAUAACAGGAUGGAUAAGGCGUAAGAGUCAGGCUAUUGCUAAUGGCUUCCAUCCCUCUCCCGUUCGUUCUUCCGUAAAAGACCGAUAGUAACAAUUCUUACAAUUGUACAGGCCGGCUGUAUCCAUGAUAGCUCAAAGAGUCUUUCAAGUGAUAACCUCGAGUGAUGUUUUCUUGUUUCUGUAUUUUCUCUGCAUUACACAACAGGUACAUCCGCGAAGACCGGUAAAUGCAACACGUGCAACAGGUUAAAGGGUCAUUCAGCUACCAAUUGUAUCAGAAACUUCCUGUCUUGCCCUUUUCUGUCUUCGAGUUCAUUCCUCGUCGCGUAAAACGAUCCCUUCGCGUAGAAACGAGGCAAUAUUAUACGAAACAUGAUAACGGGCAUCGUUCAUCGUCAGAUUCGUUAAAGGACAAAGCACGAACCUGAGAAUUUAUAACAAACGUAAUAACAAGUUGCCAGCCAGAAGUUCGUGCUUUCAAUUCGAUUGUCGAAGCUACGAUUAUUCUACUAGCUCUAGGCACUUCUCAAAUAAAUCUUAUUCGUUGAAAAAGUUCUGCUCGGUUAGUUUUGAUUUUUGUACAACGAUACUUUUAAGUUUUAAUCGUUAAAUAUAGAAAAGUAUGAAAAAAAUUAAUAUAUAAGAGCCAAUGCAGUAGGAUAUACUACAACUUAAUGAACAGUUCUUUUCAUUAGGGCAAAAUACUUAGAACAAACGAAUAUGUUACAAAAAACACGAAUAAAGCAUAUGUGCAAGAACAAUUUAAGCAUGUGUGCAAAAUUUAACAACAGACUAAAUUUAUAAUACAUUUAUUAUAUAACAAAUGAAUUCUAUAACGUACAAAGUUAACGAGUUAAUUCAUUAUAGAAUACCCUCUUGUACAUACAUGUAAAUUUAUAAAUCAUUCAGAUAUGGGAGGUAGAAAUAAAAAAAGGACUAACCUAAGCCCUUUUCAUGCGAGAUCUGUUAAAUGACUAUUAACCGAGAAUGCAGCGAAAUUUUAUUUCACCUUUAAUAUCGCGCUUACGAAAAUUGAUUUUCCUCGCUGACCCCUUUGACGAGCGCACAUCUCUAUUCACUUAAUAAUAGCAUAUUCCCACGUGCUUGCGAGUACGCUAUUAGUCUACCAUAGGAUCGAGCGCUCCGUGUGACCAAACACUUCUCCUACUCUCAUAUCGGAUGUUAAAAAAAAAAAAAAAAAAAAAAAAAAAAAGGAAGAAGAAGAAGAAAAAAGAGGAGAAAAAAAUGACUAGAUUCAUGACACUUUUAUUACAACGUAGAAUUGUUCGAUUAAUCAGAAACCAAUGGACCCGUUAAAUGUCAAUAUUUUCAAUAAUUUUCGAGUAUCUUAGCCCCAUAUCGUAGCCUAAAAAGCUUCCACCAGUGAUAACACGAUUGUUCCACCUCGAUAUAAUACUGCAAAAACUUGCCGAAUUUCCGAUCAUUUUUAAGCCGUAACUUACCUACGACUGCUACUAACGAUUGUUUGGAAUGUAGAUAUGUCUUGCAAUGUAGAUAUUGUAUCAGCUGGCAAUGGGACACUAGAAACAUCUGGAACAUCUGCGAGGAAUGGCGACAGAAACUUUCUUGGUUGUGGGCGCCGCGGGAAGAAAAGGUCGGUUUAGUGAAAGCACAACAUCCAACGGCCCAGACAAUCCCCGGUUUGUAUCGGCAACCUGGGAACACGUCCCAGCAUCUGCUUCACAGCGACAGCGACCUGAGACUUGAUGCACAGGGAGCUUUCACCAGGUUCGAACCGGUGGACAGAGAUCUCCAUCCGCCUCUGGGCACCACCACCGGCAGUACGAUACCGCCGCAACCCUUAAGACCAGCACCUCAACCAAGGCCAACUGCUCGUCCAAGACCGUCUCCACUUCAAACCUCGAGUACCGUAGACUACCUGAGAAUGCAAGAGGCUGGUCCGAUACCUCUGACACCACCGCCAUCGUUGCAGAGACCAUCGGUACCGUCGAGAUCCACCGGCCCGUCGGUCUUCCUUUUCCAGAGCGAACCGAUGAAAAAUUACGGUCUGCACAAGCCAUCGACCGACCACGGUUCGUUCAGAUUCGACGGCGAGGCAACGAAGACCAUGACGGAGAGUAUUCAAAUGACACCGUACGGCUCGCAGAAUCACGUCGACCCGGCGAGACUGAGAUACGAGUUCGAGGAAGAACUAAGGAAAGAGCAGAACAGGCACAAUCCUUACAGACAGUUCGAUACCGGGAUCGAGUCGACCAGGAUCAGAUACGGUGUACACGGUGUGCCUAUAGCUACCCUGGAUGAUAAAGGGGACGAGGAUGGCAACACGAGCUACGGUAGCUACGACAUCGUCCAAAGGAGUCGCAUAAUACGGCAACAUGUCCGGAAUGACUCGAGAGGCUCGCCAAGCAGUUUCGGUAUGACGAAUUCUUCGAAUGCCGCCAGCCAGACUACCAUGGAAUCGAUAUACGGGUCCGAGGAGCUGCCUAAGAUGUUUCAGAGCACUCAGAGUCUCGGUAACGACCUCGAUCGCAAGAGCAACGAGAUGCAAAGCAUCGAGAUGACACCCUUUAGAAGCUCCAGCCUUCAGGAGAACAUCGGCCCGUCCUACUUGUUCCGCGAGUCUCAAGGGUUGCAGAAGGUCUCGCAAUAUAUUCAGAGCCUGCCGGACCUUCCGAUAUACAACUCGAUCAACGAACUCGCACUCCAUCAAGAUCAGGAUCGCGUGCUCUACGACGACACGAUUCAGGAAUCGAUCAACGCGUUGAAGGUUAACAGCGAGACGGCCUCCAGUCCGAUACCGCCGCCACCCGCGCCGCCUGAUCCGCCGAAAGAUGUGCCAAAAAAGAACGGACAGACAACCGGCGAGAGAAUAUUCAACGCUCUUAGAUUGGUCACAUCGCAGAGUUAUAUCGACGCCUCAGAAUUUUAUAACUCGGUCGUAUCCUCGGCACAAGUUCAACGUUUCACGUUCUCAUCGAGAUCUCCGUCGUUGGUGGAGGAAAGCACUGGUAACCAGUUGCAGGAUGAAGUUCAAGACAUUUACGCGGAGAACGAUUCUGACAUGAUAGGUCCUGAUGGCUCCAGACGUAGUUCUGAUCUUUACAGUCCUGAACUCAAUUUAGAAGCACACAGAACUGCGCAAGAGGUAUACAAUAGUUUACAAGAUCCACCGUCGUCGCCAUUGUUACUUAAAGAUCACAAUCAAGAGAUUUACACGUACAUGACUGAUCCUAGCUUCACAAGAACCUCGGAGUUUCUUCACGUUGAGAUACAAUUCGAUCUGCAGAGUUUCAUCGCGAAUUACACCAUGAACGAUUACAAUGACAUCAACCCUGGAAGUCGUCGUGGACCCCAGGGACCUGAUCCAGAACCUCCGCCGGAUGAAUCGAAUCUGAAGCGGGCAGUAAGUUGCGAAAGCGUAUGCUCCGACACGAGUGUAGUGUUAAACGACCUCGAAGAAGCGCCUAUCGUCGGCCACGUGUGCGUCGGUGUCCAAUACGACAGAUGGAGUGGUCGGAGUGCUGAUAGCGAGGGUGAUCUCGCGGUCAGCGUCCUCGAAGCCAGAGAUCUCAUCACACCGGAUGGACAACCUGCUCAAGAUACUUUUGCUAGAGUUUGUCUGUUGCCAAACAGAGAAUUACACGUGAAAACGAGACUGUACAGAAGAAGUCCAUCGCCUAGUUAUCAAGAAAAUUUUCUGUUCCCUCUGGACGAUGGUCCCAGUGGAAGAACUCUUCUCGUCGAAAUAUUCUCCGAUGAGACCAGUAUCGGUGAUGGAACGAGCCUCAUCGGAGAAGCUAGGUUACGUCUAGGACCCGCUUCAAGAGCACCUGCGACUACAUGGUUACCACUUUUGGGGUCAGCUUUGCCUACGCCAAAACUCGGGGAGUUAAUGUUCUCUUUAAGUUACUUACAAACGGCUGAAAGGCUUACCCUGGUGGUUGUGAAGGCCAGGAAUUUACGUGGCGCCAAUGCAGUAGCCGGUGAUUUCUUCGUUAAGGUGUACUUGCUACAACAAGGAAAGAAGAUUCACAAGAAGAAAACAUCUGUGAAAAAAGGAGAAGAAAGUCCAAUAUUCAACGAGGCAAUUAUUUUUAACGUGCCCACUCAUACUCUGCAGAACAUACAGAUAAGACUAACUGUAGCGGAAGUGAACAAUGACCAGGGCGUAAAUUCGAAGCCAUACUCCGUCGGACAUGUGAUCGUGGGACCCACGUCGGCAGGAAGAGCGUUCGUUCACUGGAGACAAAUGUUGGCUGCUCAAAGGCGCCCUGUUGCCAUGUGGCAUCCGCUCAGAAAAUGAAAGGAACAGGAACGAUGUUGAACGAAAAUGUAGGAACAAAAAUCUACAUGGAUUUAAAGUAUAUUUGGAGAACGGAGGCGUUCAUACAUAGACAUAAUGUUAUAGCAAAUUAUCCUGAUGCUCCUCCGGGUUUUGAACUGUUCACUUUUUAAAGAUCACUUGGAUUCGUACAAAAUCAUCGAAAGAGUACAUUAAACG
This is a messenger RNA of Heterotrigona itama, 5276 nucleotides long. Lineage: Eukaryota; Metazoa; Arthropoda; Insecta; Hymenoptera; Apidae. The record is from the annotation of a GenBank genome assembly.